AGCAGACGACCCUAGAUGACCCUAGAGGACCCUACAGCGAGGCCGACAGGGGACGAAGUUUAACUCGACUUCAUCUAAUUGGCAUCAAUUGGGAUGACUAUAAAGAGGAGGGAUGAACUACCAAAGAUGAGAUUGUCUCAUCAACAAACACUUGCACACUCACACUUGUAAACACAACAAACAUCCAAUCCAUACAAACAAAACACUUCCACUACACCCAUCCACAUAUCACCACCACCACCACCACCACCACCACCACCAAAAUGCACGCCUCUCCCAUCAAGCUUUUGGCCCUUUCCGCCAGCACCGUCUCUGCUGCCGUCCACGUCGUCAAGGUCGGAGAGAACGGUCUCAACUUCACUCCUGCUCAGACCUCAGCCAAGGUUGGCGAUACUGUCGAGUUCCACUUCUAUGAAGGCUUCCACUCCGUCGCCCAGAGCAGCUUCGCCAAGCCCUGUGAGCCCAUCAACAGCACUGCCUUCUUCAGCGGCGACCAGAAUGUCAAGACCAAGGUCAGCGAUAAGGUCUUCACCAUCGAGGUGAAGUCCGAGGAUCCCAUCUGGUACUACUGCGCUGUCCAGGGACAUUGUCAAGGAGGCAUGGUUGGCGCGAUUAAUGCUCCUACCAGUGGUGCUAAGAGCUUUGACAACUACGCCAAGGCUGCCGCCGACUCUGAAGAUAGCUCUGCUCCCAAGUCUACCGGUGGCGGCAAGCUUGGCGCCGCUGAGACAGGAAGCGCCUCAGGCUCUGCCUCAGGUACCGCUACCGCCACUGCUACAGAGAGCGGAACUGCUGCCAGCGCUUCAGCAACAGAAAGCGGUAACGCUGGUAUCGAGGCUCGAGGACAGAUCCAAUGGGGUCUUAUGAGCGGUGCUAUUGCUGCCCUCUUUGGCGGUUUGAUGAUGUAGGAGAAUCUCCUGCCAGUCAACGUUGUGUUAUGAUUCCAGCCCUAGAGGCAUUGUAUUUGUUUCAGCUAGCGAGUUACUAGUCAUGAAACAUUAUGUAUAAACGCAGAUAGACCGUCUCCUGCAAGGAGUAAUAUGAAUAUACCCAAACUUCUACCCAUAAUGAGCACAGACGGAACACAACCCAUCAAUGUAUCUGAACUGCCAGAGGCUCGUUGAACCAAGACUCUAUCUCAUGAUUGUUCCAACACGUCAAGAUGUGCCGCUUUACGUACGAUUCUGGAGCCACUCAAAUGUAUUCAGCAACUCAAACCCGAAUGUUAAAGACUGAGGAACCCCUAUACCUAACGGUACCAGGUUUGUAUUGCCAGUCGGUUCCGAGUUCAAAUGCUCAUCAAGCACACGCUGAAUGAUUGCUUCGCAGUCUCCACAAACAACUCUGUUUGGCGAGCUGGGACCGACCCAGUUCAAGAAAGCAACGAGCAAGCUCAGUUGUUGAACGAUGUUCG
Fusarium odoratissimum NRRL 54006 is the source of this 1414-nucleotide messenger RNA. RefSeq lists its product as uncharacterized. Bases 264 to 908 code for a protein of 214 amino acids. The record is from RefSeq and is a predicted model, not a curated record. Gene Ontology annotation, molecular function: electron transfer activity. The transcript is spliced from 2 exons. NCBI's taxonomy places the organism in Eukaryota, Fungi, Ascomycota, Sordariomycetes, Hypocreales, Nectriaceae.